CAGGUCACCACCCUUGUAGACGCGGAUAGUUUGUUGGAUUGAAUUGCCACACAGUGUUUUUAGCCUCUCUUUUCCUCAAAGGGCACGGUAAACAAAAGAAAGCGCAUUGCUAAUAGAAUUUAUUUAAGGAUCGCAUCUCUCUAAAAGUGGCCCGAAAUUAUUUGCAGCCCCCAAAGCUGACCUCACAACUUUUUCUAAGUGCCUGCUUUCUCAAUUGUUGCCUACCCCCGCCGCUAGUCCAACAAGUCGAGUCCUCCGCAUUCGACGAGAAGCCUGUACUGCUGCCACAGCAUCGACUGAGCAACCCCCAGAGGACUGAGCCGCAGCAUCAGCUGUACUCUUCCCGCCGCAAGAUGAACAACAUGGCGAGCAGCUCUCCGCUGGAGAUCCGCAACUUAAGCGGGAAAUCCUGCACCAUUACCGUGGAUACGGCCAAGGUGAAGAAGGUUGCGGAUUUGUGUAGCUGGAGCGUCAUUGAGAAGCUGUUUGACGAAGACCAGUAUGAAUUGCAACAGUAUCGGGCUAGUAGUACUUGAAUUUACGAAUAACGACUUGCUCAGCAUUACAAAUGAGUUUUGUCAUGCUAUUGCAAAGGAAAGAUAUUAUUCCACAUGCAUGGCUGCAAUUGGUACCACUACGAAUACGAUACUUUUGCAAAGCAUAGCCAGCUUCUGCCGCCCCUGCAUCGAAUCAAAUGGUUCGUCUGCGCCAACUAUGGAUUGCAAAUUAUAUGUCUGGAUUGAGAAUACGCGUGAUGAAAAAAUUUGUGGUAGUGAGUAUCGUGUAGACAAAAACUUGUCUUGCAUUCCAGACCAACUUGUCAUGCUCUUUUUAUAUUUUUCCAGGCCACCUUUUGUUACUUAGCCGAAAAAAUGCAUGACAAAUUUUUUUAGCCACUGUUCCGGAGACCCAGACAUAUUUUUUACCAUGGAUACCACCGCAACUACGACCGUUCCAGGAAGCAAAGCGAGCAAGGACUCUGCCGCAAGCGAAGGCGACGCGGAACGACCGCACGGGGACCGUAAGAAGGAGGAAUACUGUAUCGGCGAGGAAGAGCCUUUUCCUGACUUUGAUCAUUACUCCCCAAACAGUCACGACGCCGGUCGUGGGUCUUCCGGUAUCUAAUGUAAAAAUGUCUGGGUCAUCUGGAAGAUUGCAACUCGUCAUGCUAACUCUGCAGCAUGCAAAAAUCUGUGUUACAUGAUUACCAAAAGUGAUCCAGUUUUGACCAAGUCGGGAGGGAGUUUCUCAUGCAGGAUAGGCAUGAGAAAGGUCUCGCAGAAACAGAAUCUGUCAUGCUAGGUCCUGCAUUCCAAACCUCAUGGGUCAUGGAAAAGCAGCAUGACAAGUCGCGCAUUCUUCGAGACCCAGACUACAUUCUUGCAUUUGAUAUCCUGUCUGUCGGAACGAUCCAGAAGCAGAUCACCGCGGCGGGAGCAGCAGGAUGAACCGCAGCUGCGGGUCGCGGAGAAGGAUGAGGACGUGAUCUUCGGUGACGACGAGAAUCCGAUUUUCUACCAGUUUGCGGUGGUUCCGGAGGAAUUUUCGCACACCUGGGAGAGCUGGGCGACGGAUUGGUAUUGGCGGUGGCCGGAGAGGGCGAAAUCCAAAAGGCCGUGGGCCGACUUCCGGAGUUCCUGGCAGUUAUUUGUCGAGCUCGUGAUCAUCGGCCAUGAGGACUACCGCGAAAGCUGGUGGAAGUUGCACGAACUGCGAUCCUUUAUCUACGACCAGACCUGGCUUGCGAUGAUCGAUGAUGGACCAGAGGCGGAGCAGAUUCUAGCCAACUGCCUCUUUCCGGUCGGAACCUUCCCCCCGCGGGCGCAUGUGUUCGGGGACACUCAACAGCUCUUCAUGGGCCUUCCGCCUAAACUCUGCUUCGAGUUGCUCGACCUGCCCCUUAGCGAGUGGCGCAAGCACGCGCGGGCGUCUGGUGGAAAGGCGUUUACGGACGAACACCGGCUGGAGCUGGCGACACGGGCGGUGCAGUACAGAUUCACGCGGGAUGCGGACUGGUUCAUCGAUAGUACUCCUGCGACGAGCAUGUCGUGUACUCUCUGCACGAAAAUGUUUCGACGGGCGUUGCAGAUAGCUCCACCCAGCCCGGCAUCCGUCGUAGGAAUGCUGGAGGAAUUCCAAUCCGGCAGCAGGCGCCUCGUGAGCUUUCCACGACUCGAGACACCACCAGGCAUGUCGGAAUGCGUCAGCUCUUUGCUGUCAUUGUUCGGCACGCGCGGGGAGGUGCGACACUUCUGUGACCAGGUGGUCGAGAGCGUGUGCGGGGUCGCUGCCAUAGCUGACCGGUGGCGCAAACAAGCCGCCCAAAGACUGCAGCAGCGAGUUCUAGGCGCUCCGCGCAGCAGGUGUCCAAGUUUCCACCUGUUUGACCGGUUGCGCGAACAAGUGGAGCUCUUUCUUCUCCCCUCCGGAACGUGGAGGUACCACAGCGGCUAAGCAGAGCAAAUGCGGCUGGGCUGGGAAGGUUGAAAUUUGAUGUCAGAACUGAGUUGGAAAUCAGUACAGAUAUAAGUGCAAAAUUAUCAGUAGCGCAUGAGUACAAAAAGAUUUGAAUUCCUGCUUCUUGUUGUGGAUGCAACAACUCGACACCCGGUCAUCAUGUGGAAUACGCAACACAAAGCGCUCCAAUACUUUUCCUGCAUGGCAACGUAUGGCAGGGGGCGUAAGCCCACCAAGAAAUCCUCGCACUAGAAUAUAACUACAACCUUCAUCCAAAGAACCUCUGUCCGUAUUUGCAAUGCAUAGCAGCAGGACACGAGUCAACCAAUCACUGAAGUGGCUGCAGAUGCUGAAGAACGAAUGCAACAAGAUGCACAUCGAUCACGGGCUGGACGAGGCCAUCAAAGAUCUCGACCGGCUUUGUUCUCGUCUGGAUUUUUCUGAAGCAGGUGGCUCGUUGCGGCACAACACUAGCGGCCUGCAAGUUUUCGAGGACCUCGGGCUCGCAACCCAGUUCCGCGACGCGAUGAAAGAGUCGGGAGUCAAGACUUACACCGAGGAACAUCCUCUCUCGGGCAACAAGCAGAAACGAAUUCCGUUCACCUGGGACAACGUCUUGGGCUCGCUGCGCGGUGUGGCGGACGUGCCAAAUAUGAAAGGCUUCUGGUGAGCAAAAGUCAAAUGCUGCUAGCGAGACAAGCUGGUAGAUAUGAUAAGGAAGCUUUUUGUUUCAGCUUAUAACCCGUCUUGCGGCGCAUGAGGCUGUUUUUGACACAGACGGCCGUGCCGCUGCGGCUAAUGAUCUAGAGCUGCUGGUGGUCAACAGGACGAGUUUAGCCGUUGGAUAGGUCGAGUUUGAUGUUGCUUGCCUCGGAUUUGAUGUUCUGCACAUCGCUGUCUGGGUUGACUCAAAAAGUAUCGGUUUUAUUUU
Molecule: messenger RNA, 3388 nt
Organism: Amoebophrya sp. A120
Lineage: Eukaryota; Dinophyceae; Syndiniales; Amoebophryaceae
Source: the annotation of a GenBank genome assembly